Molecule: messenger RNA, 1244 nt
Organism: Ananas comosus (pineapple)
Lineage: Eukaryota; Viridiplantae; Streptophyta; Magnoliopsida; Poales; Bromeliaceae
Product: transcription factor SRM1-like
Exons: 2
Coding region: 1-849 (282 amino acids)
Molecular function (GO): DNA binding
Source: RefSeq, a predicted model, not a curated record
AUGAAUAACGAGGAGUGGAGUUGGGAGCAGGAAGAGCCUUUCGUCCGCGCGCUCGUCGAGAAUCAAGAGGACAAUGCCGACCGGUGGGAGAGAAUUGCGGCCGGAUUAGCCGGAAAAACUGCGGAGGAGGUGAAAGCUCAUUACGAUCUUCUGGCCGGGGAUAUCAGUCUGAUCGAAUCCGGCCUCGUUCCUUUACCCGAUUAUGUCGAUGAUGAAGUGCAGGUGGCCCCCGAUCAGAAAAAGAGCAGAAAACCGAGCACAAAGUGGACUCUUGAGGAGCACAAGGCAUUUCUCCGGGGGAUCGCAGUGUUACGCAAGGGCGAUUGGCGCGGUAUUUCUAGACAAUAUGUGCCGGGGAGGACACCAAUACAAGUGGCAAGCCACGCGCAAAAGUACUUCGAGCGCCAGGGUAAGGAGCAAUCGAAGAAGAAACGGCGAAGCAUUCACGAUGUCAGCCUCGAGACGCUGAUGCCGGCCACAGCCAACGAGCCGGUCAACAGGCACCCCGCCGUCCAGUCUAACGGGUCCAGCAAUGGACAGCCGAUCCACCAAACCGAUCGGCCAGCCAACGGAACCCCGACCCUCGACAUUGAUACGUCGACGAAUGGGAGCUCGACGCACCGAGCUCCCCAGCUUCGCGACCCGCCUGCACCUGCACAUAGCACUCCAAUCAAUCUCCACCCGCAGCAGCUCACUCCCGGUAUCUUCAUCCCGCUAUUCAGAAGCGACGAUCCACGUGCUUCCGCGUUGAACAUCCCUCCAUUAGCGUCUCGAGCGCCCGAUACGCCGACCCAGUCAGAGCAAGAGCCACACAGACCGCGAGGUUCGCUCCACAACCCCGUUUCUUAGGAUUCGAUAGCAUCGUUCCCUGUCGGACGUCGCUCCGAUUGCCCAUCGAAUGCUUAAUACUUCAAUCCAGAUACAGCAAAAGUGGAUCUCAUUCCAUGUAUAGCAAAGUAUAAACAAUAGAGAUUAGUCCCAGUUUAAAUAUGAGGUAGUCAUUAGUAUGGACCAUGAUUUAGAUGGUCCAUAGGGUAUAGAAAAGGCCAAAACUACAGCUUACAACUCACAUGUAUAUAUAUAGUCACUAGUGGAGCUUUGUCCCAUUUUGGAAUCAUGUUUUAGGUGAUGAUCCAUAGGAAAGAGAACUACAGUAUACAACUAACAUGCAUACAUAGUUUUGAAACUAAUAAAGUUUCGAAAAAAUUGGCGUCUCUAUUGACUUGUGCACAUAUCUACACUCA